Messenger RNA from Lathyrus oleraceus (garden pea), 1638 nucleotides. RefSeq lists its product as uncharacterized. The record is from RefSeq and is a predicted model, not a curated record. Bases 1 to 1638 code for a protein of 545 amino acids. The transcript has 5 exons. NCBI's taxonomy places the organism in Eukaryota, Viridiplantae, Streptophyta, Magnoliopsida, Fabales, Fabaceae.
AUGGCUCCUUUCGCCAGUCGAACCCAUGGUCCUUCCUGGUUUACUACCUCGCUCGAAGAUGCUGUGAAGAACGCCAACACAGAGAUCAAAGAGAUAUGGCGUGCCUUCCUCUUACCAAGGCUGCUUGUUUCUAGGAUCCUGCCAGUGAAGAGCCAUGUGUCUGUCGAAAGGAAGGUGGCGAAGAAAGAGAAGCCUGUGGCGAAGGCUAGUUCAAAUACUGCUUCCAAGCCAACUACCUCUUCAAGCCAAGGAGUGCCUUCUGGUGCUGCUCCAGAAAAAACGAAGAAGAGUUCAAAGGGUAGUGGCAAGCCUCCCUUGACACCCAAGAAAAGAAAAGCCUUCACUGCUAAUAUAAUUCUUGUUGAAGAUGACGAAGAGGAUACUCCUCCAACUCCACUCAAGAAAAAGCAGAAGAAAAAUAAGGCAACAGUUGCCCCUUUCCAAACACAUAAACCACAAGGUGUCGGAACCAACAUUCUCCCUCCUCUUCCAAAGAAAACUCCAUCCCAACCCUCUAGUGGCGCAGCGCUGAAGCAUAUUGGGAGCAAUGCUUCUGAUCCUGAGGCUCAACAGGACAAAGCCACCACUCCCCUCAUUUCUACUGCCAAUCAAAGUGAUCCUUCGAGCGGCAUGAAUCCAUCUCCUCCUCCAAUAAUCAGUGGUGCUAUCCAAAACAAAGGAUCUUCGAUUGGAGCUCAAAAUCUUGAAGCAGAUAACGCCCAAAACGAAGAAGAAACCUCUUCUCCUGGUGAAGAAGGUAAAAGAGAUUCGAAGCACGUUGACGAGAAGGAAUCAGCAGGGAAAGAAGAUUCUGAGGAUACUCCUAGUAAUUCUCCUGCAAGAGUUAUGUUCCCUUCAGAUGAUGCUGAUGAGGAUGAUCAAGAUUCUGAUGAGAUUGAGGGGUAUUUUCAGGAAGAUGAAGACAUGAUUGUGGGAGAAGUUGAUACUGAAGGAAGUCAAACUGGAACUGGUGAUGCCACCGUCGACACGGUCCCAAAUCCAACUAAAGUUCGACCAUCCAUCACCCAGACUUCACCUAUUCCACUCACUGAGGAGGAGAAAAAAGCUUUAAAACAAAAUUAUCCCCUUAAGUAUGUGAGGAAUAAUGUGGGAGCGAGCUUUAGCAUAAAGAAGCUGAUAAGCAAGAUUAACAUCACUGCUUGCCCCACUGAUGUAGGUGAAGCCCUUAUCGACAUUCAGAACCUACUUGAUCAAGUUUGUGUUGAAUAUCAUAGGGAGGUGGAUGCCAAAGCUAAGCUUCUAUCAACUGAAAAAGCUCAAGCCACUGAGUUUGACAAUGCUCUUCGAACCUCACAAGCUUCUAAGGAGUUAGCCGCUUCCAGAAAAUCAGCCCAAGCAGAGUUCGAUACUUACAAUGCUUCGAUACGUCUCUGGGAAUCUCAUAUUGCAGAAUUGCAGAAGAAGAUUUCUGACGCUAAGGCGAAGCAGGCUGCUAUCCAAGGCUUGGAUAGCACUGAAGCUGAUGAUCUGGCGAAGCAAAGCGUAGAUCAUGUCGAAAAGGCUACAACUAUGAAUGAAGAUAUUGCCCGCCUCAGAGGGGUUCAAGCGGCUGUUCAGUAUAAGAUUGGCUUGGCGAAGAAAAAAUAUGAUCGGAUGAGGGCCACUAUUCCUUUUUGA